Marmota monax (woodchuck) is the source of this 7067-nucleotide messenger RNA. Its product is annotated as guanylate-binding protein 3. The record is from RefSeq and is a predicted model, not a curated record. The transcript has 12 exons. Gene Ontology annotation, biological process: defense response to Gram-positive bacterium; defense response to protozoan. Bases 218 to 2101 code for a protein of 627 amino acids. NCBI's taxonomy places the organism in Eukaryota, Metazoa, Chordata, Mammalia, Rodentia, Sciuridae. Gene Ontology annotation, molecular function: GTPase activity; GTP binding.
GCUUUUUGACUGGCUAUAAUACCCUGUUUGCUUUUCAGCUCCUAAGAAGAAUGGUUAGUUUUCUGAGGAGCCAGCUGAGGAGGAAACACAAGCAGUGAAUAAAGGCAACUGAGAACGUGCAGAGCCCCUGCCAGAGAUCCUUGAGACAGCAAAUUGCAUUUACUUAGUAAGCUCGUUGAUAAUGGAUCUCUAGAACAGUAUCCAGCAUGUGGUGACCAUGGCAUCUGAAUCUACCAUGAAGUCCCCCAUUUGUUUAGUGGAAAACUGGAAUGAGCAACUGACAGUGAAUUCAGAAGCCUUGAGGAUUCUUGAAAAGAUAUGUCAACCUGUGGUGGUGGUGGCCAUUGUAGGGACAUAUCGUACGGGGAAAUCCUACCUCAUGAAUCAACUUGCAGGACAGAACCAUGGCUUCCCCCUGGGAUCCACAGUGAGGGCUGAGACCAAGGGCAUCUGGAUGUGGUGUGUGCCCCACCCCAGCAAGCCAAACCACACCCUGGUCCUCCUGGACACUGAGGGCCUGGGUGACGUGGAAAAGGGUGACCCUAAGAAUGACUCCUGGAUCUUUGCCCUGGCCGUGCUUCUCAGCAGCACAUUUGUCUACAACAGCAUGGGCAUCAUCGACCAACGUGCCCUGGAACAGCUACACUAUGUGACUGAACUAACACAUCUAAUCAGGGCAAAAUCUGACCCCACACCAGAUGAAGUAGGGGACUCCUCUGAGUUUGUAAGUUUCUUUCCAGACUUUGUUUGGACUGUUCGAGAUUUCACACUGGAACUGAAGUUGGAUGGACACCCCAUCACAGAAGAUGAGUACCUGGAGAAUGCUUUGAAGCUGAUUUCAGGAAACAAUAAAAAAAUCCAAAAAUCCAAUAACUCUAGAGAGAGAAUCAGAUGUUUCUUUCCAAAACGAAAGUGCUUUGUCUUUGACCGGCCUACAAAUGACAGAAGCCUGUUAUCUCACAUUGAUAAAGUUCCACAAAACCAGCUGGAAAAGAAUUUUCAGGUGCAAUCAAAGAACUUCUGUUCCUAUGUCUUCACCAAUGCGAAGACCAAGACCCUGAGAGGGGGAAUCAUUGUCACUGGAAAUCGGUUGGGGACUCUGGUGGAAACCUACGUGAAUGCCAUCAACAAAGGAACCAUUCCUUGCUUGGAGAAUGCAGUGACCACUCUGGCCCAGCGUGAGAACUCAGCAGCUGUGCAGAAGGCAGCCAACCACUACAGUGAGCAGAUGGCCCAGCGGGUGCAGUUCCCCACAGACACACUCCAGGAGCUGCUGGAGGUGCACACAGCCUGUGAGAAGGAAGCCAUCGAAGUCUUCAUGGAGCACUCCUUCAAGGACGACAAUCAUGAGUUCCAGAAGAAGCUUAUUGAAACCACAGAGAGAAAGAAGGAAGCUCUCUUGCUGCGGAAUGAAGAGGCAUCUGUCAAAUACUGCCAGGCUCAGCUGGAGCAGCUUUCAGAGGCCCUGAUGCAAAGCAUCUCAAGAGGAGCAUUCUCUGUUCCUGGAGGCCACAGGCUCUACUUAGAAGCAAAGAAGAAGGUGGAAUUUGACUACAAGCUAGUGCCCAGGAAAGGAGUGAAGGCAAUGGAGGUCCUCCAGAGCUUCCUACAGUCACAGUCUGUUAUAGAAAAAUCCAUCCUGCAGUCAGACAAAGCCCUCACUAAGGGAGAGAAGGCCAUAGCAGCUGAGCGGGCCAAGAAGGAGGCAGCCGAGAAGGAACAGGAGCUGCUAAAACAGCAGCAGAAGGAGCAGCAGGAAAAGAUAGAGGCCCAAGAGAGAAGCUUCCGGGAAAAUGUGGAACAGCUUAAGGAGAAGAUGGAGAGAGAAAAGGAGAACAUUCUGAGAGAGCAGGAAAAGAUGCUGGAGCACAAGCUGAAGGUCCAAGAAGAAUUUCUUACUGAAGGAUUUAAAGAAAAAUCUGAGGCAUUAAGUAAAGAGAUAAAUCGACUAAAUGAAGAGAUUGAAGCAUCUAAAAAAAACAGUCGCUCGAUAUUUUCACAGAUCCUUACUGGAGUUGGCAGUGUUUUCCUUGCAGUACUCCCUGGGGCUGGUAAAAUAGUUGGUGCAGUGUUGACUCUCAUAGGCAGUCUUUUUGAAUAACCUGAGGAUUCCUGAUAGGAAAUUAUAAAAAGAGGCAUCUUUUAUUUGAAUAGCUACUUUUAAGGUACCUGUGUCAUAUCAGUUUCAUUCAAGAGAUGUUCGAGAAUAAAAAGCAAUUAUCAAAGAUUAUCAGAGUAUAUUCUGAGAAACAAUAUUUAUUGAAGAAAUCAUAAAUGACUAAGACAAUAUGAGAUGAUUUCUAGAGAAGAUUUUAAGUAAAACAAAAAUUUAAAUAGCAAUAAUGAAGAAAAUAUUUGAAAUUCAUAUAUGAGGAGCUCUGUGGGAAGUGACUAACAACUGCAUUAAGUAGAAAGAAACAUAAGAAAAAAUUUAAAUUUACUAAUAAAAAGUGUGCACAAUAAAACUGUGAAGCACAUAGUUUUGCCUUCUUUGUGGGUAGUGAAGGACAGGUUUAAUAAUAUACAUAAAAAUUUAAAAUGCACAUACCUCUGAUCUAGCAAUUCCACAUAUAGGACAUUCUCUUAUGUAUCUCUUCACUCAAAUGAAAAUGAUAUUUGUAGUGGUUUACUUAUUUCAGGAUCAUGAUGAUUACAAAAGACUGGAAGCAACUGAAAGUUCCUCUGUCAGGUACUGAUAUGGGAAAUCUUAAGACAUGCUUUCAGAAAAAUACCCUAUAAUGAUUGUUAAAAAGGAUGGGGGGAGUUGUAUGUGUCGGGAAACAUCUCCAAGAGGCAUCUUAAGUGAAAAAAUAUAGAAAGUGUGAAUAAUUUAUAAAAUAAUGAGUAUGUACAUAUGGUAUAACCUACAUGUGGAAAAUACAAAAUAAACUAGUAUAUAUGUCACAAUAGGAAGGCACCUGUCUAGUUGAGGUGAAAGAAGACAGAACGACUAACUUUAUACUAUAUUUUCUUCCAUGCCUUAACACUUCCUAUGGAUUUGUUAUAUUCAAACAAAUAUGAAUUCAAUUAGCAAAAUUAAAAAUGAAAUAAUACAUGACUGGGAAAAUCCCAGGACAGGAGGAAAGUGUUUAAUACUACUAGAAAUAGCAAAAGUCAGCUCAACUAGAAAAGUCUGCUCCUGAGAAUAAGGAACUAGAGACCACAAGACAUCCUGAUUUUUUGUUUUUAAUUAUGACCUUUCAAUAAGGCCUUUAACAUCUAUUCCCCAGUAUAUGUUCAGAUAGAAGUCUCUUGCGAUUUUGACUUGAAUGGUCUACAAAUUCUGCCCCAUAUUAAUAAAGAAGGGAAUUUUUUCAUUUGAGUUAAUUCAACAUUUAUAGAAUAAUAAUAAUAAUAAUUUUUAUUAUUUUGUGGUGCUGUGGAUUGAAGCCAUGGCCUUGUGUAUGCCAGGCAAGUACUGUAUCAACUGAGCUAAAUCCCCAGCCCAACAUUUUAGUAAUUCUUUCCAGGUGUCUAGUGCUUCAGAUUUACAGCCAGAAUGAACUCCUAGUAAUUCUACAAGCUGGGCAUGCUCUCUUGACUCUGGACCUUUACAGAUACACAGAGGCUUCCUCAUCAGCCCAGCUUCCUCACCUCUUAUCUUUAUUUGUCAAACUAUGAUAUUCCAUGAAGUCUCCUGUCUAACUUCCUGAGAUAGGAUGGAGCGUCCCUCCCCUCUGCUUUCAUUGUGCCAUAUUGUCACUCUACCAUAGAGCUUUUUAAAAAUAUAUAUAAUUGUGAAAUUGAAAAGUGCUUCUGUCUAUCACCUCUUGAUCUGAGGUACAUGGUCUUCUUCACCACCCGAUCUUUAGUUCCAAGUAGAAAGCCCAUAAAUACCAGGUAUGAACUGUUUAAAUACAUGAGAUGCCCUUCAGGAGGGCCCCAGUUGACCAUGUCCUCACCACAUUUCUCAAUUUCUAAGGCUCUCCAAAUAAAGGAUAAUAUUUGAGGAACUAGUGUAGAAGGGACUCACUGAAACUGAGAGGACUUGUCCACUGGUGUGAAACUGCUGCCUAUUAUCUCUGUAGGACUGGACACCCCAUGUCCCUAAGAUCCUCAAGCUUCUUACUCAUAGUAACUACCCAGGAAUGAAAUCACUACUUUAUUUCCUAGCAAAAUAUGAUUUUAAUAUAAUAAACAAAGUGCCAUAAUCAUGCAAACCUCACUUCUGCCAUAGUCUUUCUAUCAGUCUAGGCUGGUUCUGCUGAAAUAAAACUAGGCAUUUUAUAUAAAGAUUAAAAAAUCUCACUGAAAAUAAUACCCACAGGCUGUCAGAGGAAUCUGCAUAUUGUCCACAGAGCCAGGAGACAGCAGCAUUACAAAUACUUCCUUGUUUCCUCCUUCUUACUAAGGUCCUAGGAGCACACCUGUGCUAUCUUGGGUCUUAAAGUAAUGGUCAGUCAUCUUUUAGUUUCCCCAACCAAAACAUAUAUACAGAGGUUUCUUCCACUGGCAACAGAAUUCCUGCUGCUGAGUCAAUCCCCAAGGGCUUGCUGGUCUCUCUAAGGAAUUUCCUAAACACUGCACAUUGGGAUGGUCUGGUAAAGGACAAUGAGGGGGCAGGCAAAAGCUCUGGUGCCCCAUCACAUCUCCCCAACACACUUGUCCAGCAAUGAAAUAUGAAACCCUCAAAAAGGAAAUGUUGGCAUAUAAUUAUAGCUAUUUGUACAUAAGGAAAUGGUCAGAAGUGAGGCAAAAAAAUAAUAAAAGAAGAGUAAAAAGACUUCCCCAUCCACCCAGUUUAAAUCUUUGUCAUAAGUUGUCAUCUGUUGGGUUAAUGUUUACAGACACCCAAAAGAAGUUUGUAGGCAGAAGGCCCCUCACAUACUUGAAAAUAAAUAAAUACUUGUUGAAUUUUUGAUGGUAUAACAGAUCUAUUUUUUCAAGCACCUUCUCAACAAUUUUGUAGGAAAACAAUUGCACACCACUUGUCUACAUAGUAUUUGGCCAUUUUCAUAACCUCUUGUGCAUUUUACCAGAUUGUGUCGACAUCCCACCUUGCUAGUACCACCUUCUGACAUGUUGGGCUGAAUUUGAGCAAAUUGCAAUAAUUUGUAAUUUCAAGAAUCUUUUCUGUGUUGGAGUUGAAAUUAGGUGUGGGAAUGUGUUAGAAAUAAUAAUAAUAAAAAAAGAACUGAGCAGAUCUCUGAAUACUAGCAGUGGAAAUAACAUAAGGAAUCAGGGAAGCUGAGACAGUUGCAUGGUCUCCUUGUGGCCUCCUCAGUCUCAGAUUACAUUCUGUCACAUAAGCAUGUCCUUCAGAGGGAGGAAGUAAGACCAUGUGACCAAGCUGCCUGCAUCCCCCUGAGGGGCCUCUGUGAAGCAAGGUCUCUUCCAGGGGGAAUUUGGAGAGGUUCUGAGGAAGGUUUUCUAGCCUUAUAAUUAGACCAAAAGCAGCAUCCUCUGUGGAUUGAGGGGUCCCCUUCAGUCCCUAGAACAUGGCACAAGUACAGUGGGCUUCUAGGACUGCUGGGCCUUCUGUCAUGUUCAUGAAAGGGAACAGGCACCUCCUUACUUCUCUUAAGUAAUCACAUCCUGAAUCCCACACAAGGAAGCCCGCUGACUUCAUUAUUUCUUUCAAUUCUUAUGUGACUGAGAGACUCUGAGGAUGAUGAAGGACAAGCACACAGCAUCCAAUGGGCUGAGUUGUGAGCAAGGUAGAAGGUUACUACUCACAAAAGUGAGCCAUUAACUAUCUUCUUGGACAGUUGGGACAUAUUCAGAGAACUUACUAUGUGGUUGUCUCAAAGGCAAAAACAGAGGAUGAUUAAACUCAGGUCAUUGGAGGGAAAUCAGUUAUGGGGAGACAUUUGGAGUUAUGUGCAAAACAAAGCUGUCACAAUGUGUCAUAUGACUGCCCAAUGCUCUCUGCAAUUUCCAGGUGAGCUGAUGAACUGGUGAAAAUAAGAUGGCUGGAGGAAGCCUUAGCAGAAGAAAUUGCUUCUUGGCUACACUGUAGAUUAAAGCAUGCAGGACGAAAGACUGUGAGUGGUUGGGACAUGCUGGGGACUGUCCAUAAAAUGUCUGAUGUUGCUGAAUACACAGAACCCCCUUACCUGCUCUCAUUGCUACUUGCAAUGACUAGAUGCCUCCAAGGGGCAUAUCAAACUAAAUGAUCCUCUGCAAUGAUGUCAGAUGUACUACAUGUGUCCUCUCCCAUUAUCAGAAGGGGACAAAUAUGCUUUGACCUGUGUGAACACAUUACAAGCUUACUUCCAACCUUCCCCAGCAAAUAUAACCAAUGCAAGGGCCAUUGUUAAGGAGCUAAUCUGACUGUGUGCUGUGAAUGGCACACCAUAAUUAAAGGAGAAUGACCCAGUAAUCCAUUUUGCAAGUCAUGACACAUAGUACUCUCAAAUGAGGACAUAUUGCGGAUUUUCCACCUGAAACAUAAUCCAACAGGGGCUGGAUUAAAUGAUAGAACCAAUGCCCUGCUGAAAAAGUCUUGGAGACUGAAAAUACUUCUUAUUUUAUUGGUUAAGUUGAAUUGUCUGCCUGAGGCGCUGAGACAUUAGUGCCUGCAUGAGUGCCAGGCAUGAGCAGUCUGCAAGCAAUUCUAUGUUAACAUGCCCAUGGCACUUAAGAUUACAGAUAAAGGGCACAUCCACUGAUCAUCUUCUCAAACUGGUCAGGGGUACUAAAGUGAUAGUAGGAGCAAAUGUGACUCCAUUUUGUUUUAUGACUUCAUCCUGUAAAACAACCAUGCCAAGUAGAAGAGUCAUGACUGGAGCAAGAUGUUCUUUUCCUUUUGCUAUAGAAACCUUUAAGAACAUGGAACUACCUAAUGGGGCAUUGUUUCUGUAACUAGGGUAACGGGGCUCUGUUUCUGUAACUGGGGUGACUGAGCUAAAUGUGAUUGGUUAGGCUUCCCUCCGCUUGACUGCACUGUCCCGCUUCUGUAACCUGGCUUGCUUGCAUUGGCUAGACCCACCCCCCCAACAUCCCUUUUGCGGUUUUCAGGCUUAUAAGGAGUGCCCUUGCAAUUGUUUGGGGCUGAUCAGGGGAAGAGCUUUAUGUUCUGGUCAGCUGCCACCGGUGUGCUUCAAUAAAGGCUUGAUUCGAUUAUA